UCUCCAGUUGUGUUCAUCUCUCAUUAUAAUUAAAGGAAGUAAGUAGAUUUACUGCAUUGUAUUGUGUUAUGCUGUUGUUUGUUUAAAGAGGAUGUGGAGUAUUAGGAAGAUGAAAACCCAUCUGAGGAUUUUGAAUCUUUAUAUUGCUUUUAGUGGUGUGUUGAUGAAGUCUGGAAAUGAUUAUGAGGGAACAGUAGGACAAACUGUGGAUAUCAGAUGUCCUGUUCCAGAUGAAUACACAAAUACACCAAAGUACUUUUGCCGUGAUCCGUGUGCUUCUAAGAAUGUUUUGAUUCAAACUGAAAAGACUGAUCUGGUCGUCUCAGCUGGAAGAUAUUCUGUGGUCUUCACUGUGAAUGCCAAAACCUUCGCCGUAACCAUCAGACAUCUAACACUCAAAGACUCUGGUGUUUAUUACUGUGGAAUUGAUAAAUGGUUUGCCGACAAACAAAUUAAAGUAAAGCUGUCUGUUAAAGCUCCAGCUUCUUCAUUCAGCUCCACAGACACGCCUCAAUACACAGUGUCAACAAGGAUGAAAACAGACUCCUCUGCAGACAGUUCAAGCUCACCCCCAACAGUCCACUCUACAAAUUCCAAAGCACAGACUGAUUAUGUAAAAACAAAUUCUGCAGUCGAUGUGAGUGUUGUGUGCAUAGUUGUUCUGUGGCUGCUGGUUUUCUGGUUUCUUGUGACCUUGGUGUUACUCUACAAGAGAAGAUCACAUACAAAGUCUGAAUCUGUGACCCCUUCCUUUCCUGAAAAUCCAGUUCCAAAUCUUCCAGAUAUCAACCAGACUGUAGGACACGUCUAUCACCUCUAUGAUGAAUCACUGACAGACCAUUCUGUGGUUGGUUGCCCAGUAAAAGAUAAUGCAUCUUUAAUCUAUUCAACAGUGCAAAACUGUAGUCCUGCACCUCAUGAUGAUAUGAACAGUUUUUAUUCAGUCAUCACUGCAACAAAUAUAAAGUGAGGAUAUUACAGAACAGUCUGCUGCAGAGCAUUCAUGGUGCUUGUGGUCAAAGUGUUGAAAGACGCAAAACUGCACGCUGCAUGCUCUGGACACAUGGGGCUGAUUGUGACUCAAUUGUUCCAGAUCAUGUGCAUUUGCUCAUUUUCCAUGCCAUGCUUUGAGCUAUGAAUGUAUAACUCUGAGGCUUGUAGUAUCCCCCAGUGUCUCUUAACUGUGAAGAACAAUAAAUAUUUUUUUAUCUGGC
This is a messenger RNA of Triplophysa dalaica, 1214 nucleotides long. RefSeq names its product protein CD300H-like. The transcript is spliced from 7 exons. Lineage: Eukaryota; Metazoa; Chordata; Actinopteri; Cypriniformes; Nemacheilidae. The record is from RefSeq and is a predicted model, not a curated record. The coding region runs from base 92 to 970 and encodes 292 amino acids.